This is a messenger RNA of Panicum virgatum (switchgrass), 1481 nucleotides long. Its product is annotated as tRNA (adenine(58)-N(1))-methyltransferase catalytic subunit TRMT61A. The transcript has 3 exons. NCBI's taxonomy places the organism in Eukaryota, Viridiplantae, Streptophyta, Magnoliopsida, Poales, Poaceae. Gene Ontology annotation, biological process: tRNA methylation. Gene Ontology annotation, cellular component: tRNA (m1A) methyltransferase complex; nucleus. Bases 130 to 1140 code for a protein of 336 amino acids. The record is from RefSeq and is a predicted model, not a curated record.
GACCGAAAUACGCCCAGCUCAAAUCCUCAAUCCGAGGGUUCCGACCAGCGCAAAACCCACAUCCGCCGCCGCCGCCGCCGCCGCGCUCGUGACCUCUCACCGCCGGCCGGCGCCCCUCCACGCACAGCAAUGAUGGUCCCCCUCGACCCCGCGGACAAGCCCACCUCGCAGAGUCGCAUCGCGGAGGGCGACACCGUCGUGGUGUACGAGCGCCACGACGCGAUGCGUGCCGUCGCGGUCCGCGCCGGCGGCGUGCUCCAGAACCGGUUCGGCGUCUUCCGCCACGACGACUGGAUCGGCAUCCCCUUUGGAUCCAAGGUCUUCAGCACCUCCGGCGGCGGAGGCAGGGGUGGAGGGGGCAAGGGGGGCGGCGGCGGAGGCAAGGCCGGCGGUGGGUUCGUGCACCUCCUGGCGCCGACCCCGGAGCUCUGGACGCUCGUGCUCAGCCACCGGACCCAGAUCCUCUACAUCGCCGACAUCAGUCUCGUCGUCGCCUACCUCGAGCUCGUCCCGGGGUGCGUCGUGCUUGAGUCCGGCACGGGCAGCGGCUCGCUCACCACCUCGCUUGCGCGCGCCGUCGCGCCGCACGGCCGCGUCCACACCUUCGAUUUCCACGAGCAGAGGGCUGCCUCCGCGAGGGAAGACUUCGAGAGGAAUGGCCUUUGCCGCCUGAUCACAGUCAAUGUGAGGGAUAUACAGGGGGAAGGAUUCCCAGAGGAGCAUCGAGCAACUGCUGAUGCUGUCUUCCUGGACCUGCCCCAGCCUUGGCUUGCAAUACCAUCUGUUAGUUUAAUGCUGAAGCAAGACGGUGUUCUGUGUUCUUUUUCACCUUGCAUUGAGCAAGUGCAGCGAGCUUGCGAAGCUAUGAGAUCAUGUUUCACAGAUAUUAGAACCUUUGAAAUUCUUCUUCGCACAUAUGAAGUAAGAGAUGGUGCUCUUAAGAGUGGUACUGCUGAUGAGGAGGCUACUGUAGGGCCUCUUCUGCAGAAAAGAAGAAAGUUCACAGCAGCAGGAGAAAACAUGAGCAAUGCACGGAGUAACUCCUCGAUUUUGGUUAGGCCUUGCAGCACUGCUAAAGGGCACACUGGCUACUUGACGUUCGCAAGGCUUCGCGUGUCCGAUAGCCAAACUGAAUGGUGAGGUGAUGACAACUGGAUAUGAAAUUAUCCAUAUCUAACAGCAUAGGGGUUAAAUGCGUGCAUUGUUGAGGUGCUGUCUGCCCAGGAGAUCUGUUGGGAUCAAUGCAUUGAUAUGUAAGGACCUAAAGGUCAAAUGCUGUUGUUUCAUCUGCCAGAGGGUGUUGAUCACUGUAACUUACUACUAUACCUCUGCAAGGAACCCCCUCAUAGUUCAUUUUUUCCAAAUUGCAGAAUAACUCGUUUCCUUUUCUGUUGGAUCUGAGCUUGAGAACUAUUCUAUUCAUAUAUUUCUAUGAUCGUUGUAUUGCUGUCAUUGUUGGGAUGAUAAUUCAUGGUUUACAA